UAAUGAAUACUGUACGAGUCUCUAUCUUGUCGGUCAAGCGUUUAUUAGCGAACUUUGAUUAAUGAUCUGACCGCGAUUCUCGCGAACUGGUGAGUAAUAAAAUUCCACUGUACUCUCCACGUGUUUCUCCGCUUCACAGUCCGCUUCGCACGUUGCACCUAGUUGAAAUGCCGGUAUAUACCUUGAGGAAAUCGCCGAUUAUACCGGUACUGCCAUCUGACAACUGUAUGCAACAUCCGUUGCAUUCGCUGCAGAAAAUGGCAACAUUAAAGGAUCAACUUUUAUCUACUGUGACGAAACCGGUGUCAACCGGUAGAAAUAAAAUCACAGUGGUCGGUGUCGGUCAAGUUGGAAUGGCCUGUGCUUUUAGCAUUUUGACAGACCAUGUUUCGAGCGACGUGGUUUUAAUUGAUGUGAUGGCGGACAAACUAAAAGGAGAGAUGUUAGAUUUACAGCACGGCAGUGCGUUUAUGAAGAACGCGAAAGUGAGUGCCAGCACAGAUUACGCCAUGACUGCAAACUCGAGUCUCUGCAUCGUGACAGCGGGUGCUCGUCAGCGCGAAGGAGAAACCAGAUUGAAUCUGGUUCAACGUAACACCGACAUCUUCAAAGGCAUUAUACCUCAGUUAGUUAAAUACAGCCCGAAUACGAUUCUCCUCAUUGUUUCCAACCCGGUGGAUAUUUUGACUUAUGUGGCAUGGAAAUUCUCCGGCUUGCCAAAGAACAGAGUUAUUGGCAGCGGUACGAAUCUAGAUUCUGCCCGCUUCCGUUUUCUGUUAUCGCAAAAACUUAGUGUCGCACCUACGUCUUGCCAUGGCUGGAUUAUUGGAGAACAUGGUGAUACCAGUGUGCCUGUAUGGUCUGGAGUUAAUGUCGCCGGAGUACGUUUACGUGAUUUAAACGAACACGUGGGUACCGACAAAGAUGAGGAACAUUGGGACGAGUUGCAUAAGCAAGUAAUACAAAGCGCGUAUGAAGUAAUCAAACUAAAAGGCUACACUUCAUGGGCAAUAGGUCUCAGUGUGUCACAACUUGCAUCAGCUAUACUAAGAAAUUCUCAUCAAGUGCAUGCUGUGUCUACGCUAGUUACUGGUCAUCAUGGAAUUAACGAUGAAGUAUUCUUAUCCUUACCUUGCACAUUGGGUGAAGAUGGCGUAACGCACAUCGUUCAGCAAAAGUUAACAGACGAUGAGCUUGCAUCAUUGCAUAAAUCGUCAGAGAUAAUGCACAAAGUGCAAAAAGAUCUUAAAUUUUAAACGUAUAUUAUCCAUAUUUAUUUUACUUUUUAUUAUAUUCUAUUUGUGUAUGUUUAUGUUUUUGAUGCUAUUUCAUAUGCAAUUUAUAUGUAUUUAAACGUAUUUGAUAAAAGCAGUAUUACAUAUACAAUUUUAAAUAUUUAUUUUUUAAAUAUUAAUAAAUUAAUUUUGAAAAAAGUUUACAACUCUCUUUAAAUAAUUGACAUACAUAUACUAUCCAUGUAUGUGUUAUAUAUGUAUGAAGAGACUAAGAAUAUACAUAAAUUGUUCGAAUGCUAAAUUUAUUUUUUAUUAUAAUUUUUAUAUGGUUUGUGACUUUGACUAACAUAAAUAUGAACUGCUAGUCCCCUCAUUUUUACUAUGUAAAAGACAUAUGCCCGAUGUCGCCGAGGUGAAGUUGGUUGAGGGAUUGAACUUUGACUUUCUCUACCCCAGUCAGUAAAAAAAUAUCAAAUAUGUCAAAAUGUAUUAAAUGUUAUGUUGAAAAUUGAUAGGGAGCCGAAAAAAAUUUCAAAUCGACGGAAUGAAAUUAAAAACAGACUCAGCAUCUUUCCUUUAUACGUCGUAAACACGCUAAUUUCACAGGAGCCUUUCCCCUCCCCGCAGAAAAUUAUUAACUGGGGUGGAGUCUACAUCUUCCAGCUUGGCGACACGUAUGAAGUUAAUUACUAUCAGUCCAUACUUAUAUAUAGUCAAAGAUUUAUUUAUCUUUAGAAAUAUCUCUAGAAAUAUCUUUUAUUGUCAUCUAAAGGUAUAUAGAUAUUUAUUCUACGAUAUUGUACGUAACUAUAUUUAUGUCAUUAUACUUUUAAUAAAUUUGACGAUUUAAUUAUUUCUAGCAUUUUCAUGUCAAGUAUGUUUAUUGAAUGUAUUGCCUAUAAAGCGCAUAAAGAUAAGCAAGUAAAUUUAUUUAUAUGUAUAAAAAUAUAUAUAUAUAAAUUUAAACCUAGACAGUUAAAAAAUAUAUAUAUAUAACUUAUAUUAAUCAUUCUGCGUGCUUUAUUUAAACAAUGCUGCUUAUUUUGUGAUAAUGUAAUGAACGAUUUUUAUUAUAACAAUCUAUGUAUAUUUAUA
This is a messenger RNA of Wasmannia auropunctata (little fire ant), 2330 nucleotides long. RefSeq names its product L-lactate dehydrogenase-like. The coding region runs from base 168 to 1256 and encodes 362 amino acids. Gene Ontology annotation, biological process: carboxylic acid metabolic process. Gene Ontology annotation, molecular function: L-lactate dehydrogenase (NAD+) activity. NCBI's taxonomy places the organism in Eukaryota, Metazoa, Arthropoda, Insecta, Hymenoptera, Formicidae. Gene Ontology annotation, cellular component: cytoplasm. The record is from RefSeq and is a predicted model, not a curated record. The transcript is spliced from 5 exons.